Molecule: messenger RNA, 414 nt
Organism: Malassezia globosa CBS 7966
Lineage: Eukaryota; Fungi; Basidiomycota; Malasseziomycetes; Malasseziales; Malasseziaceae
Exons: 1
Coding region: 1-414 (137 amino acids)
Cellular component (GO): preribosome, large subunit precursor
Source: RefSeq, a predicted model, not a curated record
AUGGCAAAAUCACUACGCUCGCAUUCUAAGCUUGCAGCACGAAAUCGCAAACGUUAUACACCUGACUCAGACUAUGCCGUCACUGCUGCUGCACGGCUUCAGCAAGUAUCUGAGCGUCUAAAGCAGCGUAUUCACACCCCCAAAGUGUCUGAACAGAACGGGACUCAAGAGGGCGACAGUAUCGAGGAGGAUGUCAUUGAUACAGAGGCUCAGUAUGAUCCCUCACGUGCAGAAGAAACAUCUUCUAUGACAAUGCCUGCACAGGGAGAUAUGCAGGUCGAGGCACCAGCGCCCAAGAAGAUCAGCACAUCGCAGCCUCGUGGCACGCGAAACGGCCAGCUCCGUGGCUCACGAAGCCAGAAAAUGCAGCGACACAAGUCACGAAACGCAGGCAAGCCUAAGCGACGCAGGUAA